Drosophila bipectinata is the source of this 1169-nucleotide messenger RNA. RefSeq names its product osteocalcin 2-like. Gene Ontology annotation, molecular function: SUMO-ubiquitin ligase activity. The record is from RefSeq and is a predicted model, not a curated record. Lineage: Eukaryota; Metazoa; Arthropoda; Insecta; Diptera; Drosophilidae.
ACUGAAAGCGUGACAAGUGAGGAUAGCGAGAGCAGCGUGCUAAGCGAGGCGAGUGUAGAAAGCCGUGUCAGUGUGGAAAGCCAGGAGAGUGUAGAAAGCCAAAGCAGCGUGGAAAGCCAGGAGAGUGUAGAAAGCCUUUCCAGUGUGGAAAGCCAGUGCAGCGUGGAAAGCCAGCAGAGUGUAGAAAGCAUGGAAAGCCAGGCUACCCAAGAAACAAGCGGAUCUAGUCGGGAAAGCGUGUACAGCGAGUAUAGCCUGAACUCUGAGUUGAGCUAUGAUAGCCCUCCAGAAGAUGAGGCCGGCGCAGAGGAAACAUCGAGCUCAUCAGCUACUACCAUUUCAUUACCCACACAGCAAGCUCCUUCUACCAGUAGUAGCUCUGGCCCUGACCGUCAACAAGUAGCCGAGUCCUCGGAGGCUGCGGAAUCCAGUCAGGAGGAAGGCAGGAACACUCCUCGGAAUAGCGAGAGGAAUGAGCCGAACGGAAACCUGUCCCCUGCGCGCCUCCAGCGCAUCAACCGCUACUGCGAUGAUUGCAUCGCCUGGAUUGAUUCCAACAACACAGGAGGGUCAGCGUCGGGAGCUCCAAAUGUAUUGCGUCACUUUCGCCGUACCAGGGAAUCCACCUCGGUGGAGGUCUUUGUUCUAUCUCCUAUGGAUAUGAUUCCUAUUAUUGAUUGGAUUCCUUAUCCCACUGCCGACGUGGCCAGCGCAUCAGCUCCACCGAGUCGACAGCAUAUUGAUCCUGGUCCAACACCCACCACGAGCUCUACAAGACCGGAUAGCAACGAGCUUUUGCCAUCGCCACCGCCACCCAAGCGCAUGUGUUACCAUCCGGAUCUGUACAAGUGCCCGGUGUGCCUGGAUGUUGUGACCCAUCGUGAGCCGGUCACCACUAAGUGCGGCCAUGUCUUCUGCCGCAUCUGCAUCAAAACCGCCAUUCGCACCAUGCACAAAUGUCCGAUGUGCAACACGGCCCUAACCAAUAAUCAAUAUAUGCGUAUCUUCAUAUAACGUAGUCAUAUAAAUUGAUAGUCAUCGAGCUUUGUAUUGUAUAUAUUUAUAUACUAUGUCUAAAAACGAUCGUUUGGCUAUAUGUACAUCAAAACCAAGAACUGUAAAAUGUGCGUGUGAUUUGAAAUUAAAUAAAUCCCUGCACUAUUAUAAUA